Molecule: messenger RNA, 1143 nt
Organism: Gopherus evgoodei (Goodes thornscrub tortoise)
Lineage: Eukaryota; Metazoa; Chordata; Testudines; Testudinidae
Source: RefSeq, a predicted model, not a curated record
AUGUUGACAUAUUUAAAUCGAAGACAGGGCUUUGGAUUGACACACAAGUUGGAAGAACAAAUUAAAGGGGAGUGUGAAUACUGGCAACAUGUCUUGCAGCGUGUUAUAGCUGUUAUUCAAACAUUAGCUGAACGUGGUCUGCCUUUCCAGGGAUCAAAUGACACAUUUGGAUCAUUGCAAAAUGGAAAUUUCUUGAGACUGUUGGAUCUUGUGGCUCAGAUAUGGCCUGCUAAAAAUGGGUCAAUCUCAAAAUAUGGGAAUGCUGGCAAAGGUAAUCCAUCAUACUUAUCCAAGACAAUAUAUGAUGAACGCAUUGGUCUAAUGAGUGACAAAGUUCGUUCAGCUAUUGUGAAUGAAAUAAGUACUGCUGGGUACUUCAGUUUAUCUGUUGACUCUAUACCUGAUCUUUCACAUAUUGAUCAAUUGAGUACUGUACUAAGAUAUGUGUCUCUCACAGAUGGAAAACCAGUUGAAAGAUUUAUAACAUCCCUCAAUUUGAAAAGCUACACUGAUGAAGAAAUGGCAAAUCAAGUACUGCAUUAUCUGUGCCAAGUUUGCAAAAUAGAUUUCUCAAAGUGCAGAGGUCAAGCUUAUGACAAUGCUGCCAACAUGUCAGGGCGUUAUCAAGGAAUGCAGAAGCUUUUAGAAUGGAACAUAUUCAUACCAUGUGCUGCACACUCUCUCAAUCUUGUUGGCCACUGUGCUGUUGAUUGUUGUCCUGUGGCAGUAAGGUUUUUCUCAACAAUUCAGUUACUUUAUACAUUUUUCUCUGCCUCAACACACCGAUGGGCAGUUCUUAAAACAUAUUUGGGCAAUGAUCGUGUGUUGAAAUCUCUUUCUAAUACUCUCUGGGAGGCACAUGCAGUGGCAACAAGUGCAAUUCUGGAGUCCUACUCAAAGACUGUGGAUGCAUUAGAAAGUAUAGCUGAAGACCAAUCACAAAAGGGAGAAACUAUACGAGAAGCAGAAAACAUUGCAAAUAAGAUGCAAGAACUAGAGUUUGUAUUCAUGCUGACCAUGUGGAAUGAAAUUUUACAACACUUUUACCACACAAGCCAAGCUCUCCAAGAAAAAAUUGGAUUUGGAAACAUGUGCAGACCGCUGUCAAUCAUUAGCAGACCACUUACACACUUGGAGGAAUGA